Molecule: messenger RNA, 3887 nt
Organism: Mobula hypostoma (lesser devil ray)
Lineage: Eukaryota; Metazoa; Chordata; Chondrichthyes; Myliobatiformes; Myliobatidae
Product: organic cation/carnitine transporter 2-like
Exons: 10
Coding region: 90-1751 (553 amino acids)
Biological process (GO): quaternary ammonium group transport; transmembrane transport
Cellular component (GO): membrane
Molecular function (GO): quaternary ammonium group transmembrane transporter activity
Source: RefSeq, a predicted model, not a curated record
AUUACUUGCAAUCCACGGCCGCCCUCCAUUGGUGAAAUCCUGCAUGUUUCCGGAAGAAAGUCACAGUCGUUUCUGCCACUGCAACUGACAUGCGGGGCUAUGAAGAAAUUGUCGCGUUUCUGGGAGAAUGGGGACCGUACCAGAAGUUAAUGUUUUUCAUCUUGAGUUUUAGCAUCUUUAGCAACGGUUUUUGCGGACUCUCCUUUGUUUUCGUUGGUGGUGUACCGGAGCACCGCUGCUUAAUUCCUGGGAAUCUCAACCUCAGUGAAGCAUGGAGGAACAGGGCAAUUCCUCUGAUACAAGGUGCCGAACUACAGCAUAGUAAAUGCACUCGGUACCGGCUGAACGUGAUAAUGAACCUUUCGGAGACAUUCUCCAACCCAGAUUUCCUCAACAUGUCUGAGAUCGAACAGGAACCGUGUCUGGAUGGAUGGGAGUACAGUAAGGAGCAGUACAUCUCCACUAUCGUCUCCGAGUGGGACUUGGUAUGUAAAGAUCAUUGGAAAGCCCCGUUUUCUAUGUCGAUGUUCUUUGCAGGCGUGCUGGUUGGUUCCGUUGUAUCUGGCCAAUUGUCAGACAGGUUUGGAAGAAAGCUAGUUCUAUUUGGAACGAUGGCUGUACAGUGUAUAUUCAGCAUUGCUCAAGUGUUCGCUCCAAGCUGGGAAAUAUUCUGCCUUCUUAAUUUCCUCAUUGGUCUCGGACAAAUAUCAAACUAUGUAGCUGCCUUUGUUCUUGGAUCAGAAAUUCUCGGAAAAUCCACUCGGCUUGUGUACAGCACGUUGGGAGUGUGCAUUUCUUAUGCUCUUGGCUACAUGUUGCUGCCCUUCAUUGCAUACUUUCUAAGAAACUGGCGGAUGCUGCUUUUGGCCCUUUCUCUCAUAGGCCUGACAUACAUUCCUUUGUGGUGGUUUAUUCCUGAAUCUCCACGCUGGUUGUUGGUAAAAGGAAGGGUAAAGGAGGCAGAAGAAAUACUCCAAUAUAUUGCAAAGAAGAAUGGUGUCACUCUCCCAGAGGUGCUUUUCAAUGAACCUGAGCUUGAAGAUACGAGAACCAGACAUGCACAGUCUUACACAAUUUUCCAUCUUGUUAAAACUUAUAACAUCCGAGCUAUCACUGUCAUUAAUGUUCUGAUAUGGAUGAUCUUAACAGUUGGAUACUUUGGCCUGUCCUUGAGCACUCCCAAUCUUCAUGGUGAUAACUAUUUGAACUGCUUCUUCUCUGCUGCCAUUGAGGUUCCUGCCUACACAGCAGCCUGGUUUUUCCUUCAGAAGUUUUCACGCAGGUGCACCCUUUCAAGCACAGCUCUUUUUGGUGGAGCUGUUCUUAUACUCACCCAGUUUAUGCCUUCAGGACUUGCCACGGCACUGGUGAUGAGUGGAAAACUUGCAACUACAUGUGGCUUCUCCAUGAUCUAUGUCUACACAGCUGAGCUGUACCCAACAGCAGUAAGAAAUAUGGGUGUUGGAGUCUGUUCAAUGGCCAGCAGGAUAGGCAGCAUUGUCUCACCGUACAUUUUUUAUCUUGGAGCACUUGAUAAGUUUUUGCCUUUUACUCUAAUGGGAAUUUCUACAGCAUUAUCAGGACUUCUUGUUUUGUUGCUGCCUGAAACAUUCAAAACCCCUCUCCCAGACACCCUUGAACAGAUGCAAACUGUAAAGGGACUCAAAUGUGGAAGUACGAGUAAAGGUCACAUCGGGUCUUAUAAAAAAGGAAAACCUGAACAUAAUGAUCAAAACAAUGAGGAAAAUUAAUCCAGCAACUGAUCUGCAGUGGUACAGAUGAACAAUCACUUUCCCGGUUUACUCUGUAUUGCAAUGACUUAUAUUGAAGAAACCAGAAUGUAGUGAUACAACCAGAAUACUCAGGGAUCAGUGUAAAACACACAGACCUACAGAAUAUCGCACAAUUUAGAUUUCUAGAAGAUCCUCAAUUUUAUACUAGUUCACUUAUAAUUUUUGAGAACAUGCUUUGUCAAGUUAUUUUUACUAUUUAAAAAAUGUAUCAUUGGAGCAUGCCAGCUGCUCAGCUGCCUACCAUUUCAUCGCUGGCCACUUUUAAUACCAGCUACCAGACUGAGGGCGUUAGCACUAUCCUGAUGUAGCUCAACAGCAUGAGGUCACCCAGUAUAAAUCUGUCUCAAUCACCAGCAAAACACUGCUCCUGAAGAUUCCAGAACACUUAAGGGGAAGUUAGCAUGGCUGAAACUCAGCAGAUCUUAUCCUCAGUUUACUUUAAAAAAAGUAGUCACGUUCUUAUGCUCCCAAAGCUGAAAACAAAUGAGAGGGAGAGACUUGACCACUUAACUGUAGGCCCCUUUGAAAAUUGAAGCUUUUUUAAAUAGAACAGUAGUAAUUACAAACUCCAUUUGAGCACAUAACACUCACUUUAAAUCCAUCAAAUGAAGUGAAAUUAACCCAUACAAAAUAACAUUCUCUAGUUUCUCUUCAAAGAGAGUAAUUUUGCUGUGAACUGACAAUUGCAGUUCAUACUGUUUGCUAUUUCUCAAAGACAUUGUUCCUGCUCCAUUCCUCCAUAUGGAAUCAUAAUUCCCAUGGUUGAAAUAAAAUGGGAAUUACAUCAUUUGUGUCAAAUACAUGGAGAAAAGUUACAAGACAAAUAAUUGUACAUUAAGAUAUUUUUCUGCAUAGUAGCAGAACAAGUGAGUAUUCAUCGAUGAAACAACCGUGAUUGAAAUAGCAUUUGGAGAUAAUAACUUGACAAUGAAGAAAUAUAGUAAUGUUCUGUAAACAGAAUAAAUUGCAAACUAGCAUUUAGGAUGAAUGAGCAUAAGUCAAACUCAAGAAUAGUGUUUCCCAAUAUCAGGGUAUAAAGAGAUACAGGUUAAGUUGAGUAUAGGGAUCUUAGAUUUCUAAAGCUUCAUAUAUUUGUUGGCAGUGGAUGCAGGCAACAGUCAUCUCAGCAUGAAAUGAGAAAGUGGAAGGUAGGUUGGGUUCAGCAGUUGGUUGGGAUUUGCUCAGGUGGUUUCGGGGAAUAAAGUUGGGUAGAUGGUGAGCAGGUCAUCAGUUAGUUGAUUGAGGGAUUUGAGCAGACAAGUGGUGAUGGGCAAGUGAUAGUAUCAGCACAAAGAGGUUAACACGUUCAUGGAUAAGGGUUCAUAGAGGUGAUAUGCCUGCCAGUAAAAAUACAGGAAGAAAUGUUUGGAGCGAUCCUGGCAAUCUUGCACAAUUGAUUGUAAACUGUGAAUGCAGAAGUUGACACUGGUUCAAUGGCACUUUUUACUGAAGAGAAACUGGAUCAUUUUUAUUAGACAUUAUGGUUAUUAAAUCUAAUUUUAAGGACUAGGUGUGAGCAAUGUAACUGAAAUACUGGAUUUUGUUUGCUCAUAUACGAAUAAAUUAUAGGAUUUAAAUAUGUAUUAUGACAUGUUCAAAUCUGUUUUAUCUGAUAUUUACUUUCUAUAUUUCUUUUCCUUCACCAACUAUGGGCUUCAUUGAUGAAGCUGGUAUUUAUUGACCACUCCUACUUCCUCCUGAAUUUGUCGUUAGAUCAUUCUGAGGUCACUUACUAGUCAAUCGCACUGGUAAAAAACUACACAGUCUGGAUAAUACUGUUCUAUUCGGCACAUAAUAGCUGCAACAAUUAAAACUGAUUGUAUGCAUUAUAAUUAUAAUUGUAUGUUGGAACUUAAUAGAAAUAAACAGACCUAAGUUGCAAAUUAGCUAAGAUACUUCUGAAUGGAAAUAAAGUCUGAGGGACUCAAUGCAUCACCAAUUUAUUAAUGUCCCAACAGAAAAUGAUUUGUCUCAUAAGAAUAAUUUAGAUUUAGUUCCAGGUUAUUCAUGCAAAUUUUAAUAUAAAUCCUGUGUAUACAAACACAAGCUAUCUUCAAUACCAUUAAAACAAUUUUCUUCUGACUCCAAUAAAAG